AUUCUCCAGUGCAUUUCUGGAAACAGCUUGGUUUAUUCUGUUAACAAUCCUCAAAGGCUCUCUUUGUCAGGAAAUAACGUUCCAAAUGCUCUGUUAUAACCUACUUAUAAAUACUUUCAUACUUCGUACGCAUCAUAUAACUACCUAAAAGCUAAGUAUUUUAGUUAUGCAGUAUAUUUUUUUAGUGUCUGUUUGUCUGUCUGGCAUCCAAUGAAGUCAUAGCUGCCACAUGGCAUUUGAGAGAUAUAUUGUGUAAAAUAUAUAAAAGGUAACUGGAAUCCGAAACCCAGUUGUCUACUUUUACUGUCUAUUUCAUCCUCCACGACAAAUAGCUGUGCAGAGUGGAAACCGGGGCUUUUCGCCAUUAUAGGCCGUUGGGGAUUGUUAUUUCGAACGUACAUUCUCAGACCGAUUCCUUUAUCCUGCCAAAGGACAAGGUAUGUGGCAUUCCAUCAUUCUUAUUAAUCUCUGAUCAUAGUUUACAGAGGUAAUGAAGCAAAUCCACUGUGGAACAAGUAGAAGAGCGUUUAAAACUCACUUAAGCAUUUAAGUAUUUCCUGUUAGCUAGGUUUAGAAACUUGUUUCGAGAUCUCAGCAUUGUGAAGUGGGUUCUGGGCAAUCGGUAGAGAAAUGAAGACCCUUUGGCGAGAUAUGAAGACACUUCUGCUAUUUCUGUUACUGGUGCAGUUUCCAGCCACACCCACAGAAGCAGUGACCUCACCUGCUCCCAAGAGUUCAAGUUCCUCCAUCAGUCCAGUUACAUCAAAGCCAUUACCUUCACAUGGCUCCAGUGCAUCCAAGCACAAUGCCUCUGUACCUGCUGCAUCCCCAAAAGCUUCACCUGAUGUUUCGCCACCAGUUACAAAGCAUAGGUCGCCUCCUGCAGCUUCACCCAAAGCUUCACAUGCUGUUUCACCCACUGUUCCAAAGCAUAAAUCCCCCCCUGCACCACCGGUAGAUAUAUCACCAGAUGAAGCUCCAUCUCCAUCGGCAUCUCCAUCUCCAUCUCCAGAAACCCCUAAAUCUAAGCAUGUUUCUCCACCUGCUCCUCCAGCACUGGAAGGCCCAUCUCCUUCUCCUUCUUCAUCUCCGUCCCAAUCUCCAUCCCCAUCUCCAUUACCAUCGAAGUCUGAACAUAAAUCACCUCCAUCCCCUGUUGCUGGUAAAGGUUCAGCUACUUCCCCCACAAAGAGCCCACAAACCCCCACAUCUGCUUCUGGCACAACAUUGGAUGCUGAACAGUUGGCUGCCUUGAAAUCUCUUGGAGUCUCUACGGUGAAGGAUCCCUGCUCACCCACUCAACAGAAAAUCACAACCUGUGACAAUGCAAAACCAUCGAAACAUCUUGUCUCCCUGCAACUCCAGUAUUGUUCUCCUGACGCCCAAAUGACACAAGACGUUAUGGAGGCCUUAUCAACACUUCACUCCUUGACUUUCAUGGAUUGCCCCAUGUCUCCAAUACGGUUCCCUGCCAAGCUUCUGAAUUCACUGACUUCAUUAACCUGCAUUUCCAGCUUGGGCAGGACCCUGGAGGAUCAGUCUGUCCAGGGUUUGACUGGUGUGUGGCUUAGCAAGUUUCACAAUCUUACAAAACUGACUGUAUCGGAUGUGGUUGUGAAUGCUAGUGGCCCUACAGUUAUUCUCAGCAAUAUGAAGCAUAUCAGAGAUGUUUCAAUCUCUAGGACCAACCUCUCAGGUUUUCUGCCCAAGACCUGGCAUGAAAAUAUUUCUUCCAUAGAUCUGUCUGGAAACAAUUUGAAGGGCUCUAUACCUUCUUCAAUGGGACGGCUUUCUCAUCUGAGGACCCUAGAUCUAAGUACAAAUCAGUUGCGUGGAUCUAUACCUUCUAGUCUUGGUAAGCUUUUGCAUUUGGAGAAGCUUGCAUUGGCCUCAAAUAAACUAUCAGGUUCAAUACCCGUUUCAUUUUCUGAAAUGCCAGCUCUUGUAUAUUUGGAUCUCAGCAGCAAUCAACUCAAUGGCUCCGUUCCUGAUUACUUGACAGAAUUGAAGAGUUUGCGUUAUCUUAACUUGGAGGACAAUAAUUUUCAAGGUCCUCUUCCAUUCAACGCCACUUUUAUCAAGAAAUUAACAACAUUCAAGAUAAGUGGUAAUGCCAAUGUAUGCUACAAUCAUUCUGCCACAUCUUCCAAGCUUAAGUUGGGGGUGCCUCCAUGUGAUAGCUCAGGUAUGCCCAUUGUACCUCCAGAUGCAGCGAAUUCAGUAGCUCCUGCUUAUGCCCCUGAUGAUGCCCCCGAGUCUGGGGAUGGAGAUCAGCAUAACAGUCAUCAUCAUGGACCCAACAAGAUUGUUGUCGCAGUUGCUGUUGCACUUUCCUGUAUUGUUUUCCUUAUCAUUGUGUGUGUCGUCCUAUCAAGAUGGUGUUCUUGGAGAGACUAAUUCAUGAAGUUUGGAUUCAAUUAUAUACAGAUGAGACUAUUACAAGAUGUGAUAAAGGCUUGUGCUUGCUCUGGAACCGGGAUGAAUAUUUUUUGUGCUUUCUGUAGUUGAAUCUUAACUUUGACUCAAGGACUUGGACAAGGUGAGAGCAUCUCCAUUCUUACAGGCAACAAGAAAUUUCAGCUCCUCUUAAGGAAUGGCAUCAUUUUAUCUUGAUGUGAGCGGGACAGUUAUUUCAAAUGCAUCUCAAUAUGAGGACUAUUCGGUAGAGGGAUUUACAGUAUAUAGAGUUCUAAUGUAUAAAGUGCUACAGUAAGGCGUUUUGUAGUUUGUGGUUUCUUGUUGUAGGUGAUUAAGAUCUAACAGGGCAUUCAUGGCAGAUAAUUUUUUUUAUUCCUUAGCUUUUGCAUCUUCAUAUCCAGCAGUCACCCUUGCCUGUUUUCUAACCAACAUGAUACUAAAGAAGUAAACUUGAUUUGGGUGGCACUUAUCUCAUCUGAAGAAACGUGUUGUGCAAUGUCCACCAGUUUUUUAGCUUUAGCCGGUGGUACAUAGACUGUCUAUAUAAUCAAGUUGAGGAGUUCCCACUGCAUGGAUGGGGUCUUGAGAUGGGUUUCCAAUAUCUCAUCUGAAGAAACAUGUUGUGCAAUGUCCACCAGUUUUUUAGCAUUAGCCGGUGGUACAUAUAGACUGUCUAUAUAAUCAAGUUGAGGAGUUCCCACUGCAUGGAUGGGGCCAUGGGACCUUGAGAUGGGUUUCCAACCACCAUAGAAGAGCAUUUGUUAGAUCUAAUCCCUAACAGAAACAGUUUUGUGUCUGUUUUCUGUUGUGAUCUGUGUAUUGUGAAUCUUAGAGUGAGCUUUUGCAGCUUUAGAGAGUUGAGAUUUAGUUGGCUGUAGCUUGUAACAUACGUAUGUAUUUAAGUUUUUUAAUAUAUUUAAGUUUCAGUCA
This is a messenger RNA of Cryptomeria japonica (Japanese cedar), 3348 nucleotides long. Its product is annotated as receptor-like protein 51. The transcript has a single exon. Gene Ontology annotation, molecular function: protein binding. The record is from RefSeq and is a predicted model, not a curated record. Lineage: Eukaryota; Viridiplantae; Streptophyta; Pinopsida; Cupressales; Cupressaceae. Bases 631 to 2397 code for a protein of 588 amino acids.